CGCGUUCCCGGGAGGCUCGGCCGCUUUCCGGCCCGCCGUCUCCGCAGGGGGGUCUCGUAGCCGGCCGUGCCGCCCCGGGGCCGGGGAAGCCAUCGACCUACACAGCCCCACCAUGUUCUUCUGCUGCCCCCAGUAUGUGCAAACCAUUGCACAGAACAGCCCAGGGUGAGGAGCCCUGCACAUCAGUUGCAUCCUCUGGGGAACCUGCAUGGAACAUCUCUGACAGAGCUGCAGCUCUAAAUCAAGAGCAGAGCACACCGUUCAUGGACAUUUUAUUUCAAACUGAGCGUGGAAAUGAGAGACCUCUGAUACCAUGACCCAGUUAGACCAUUAAGGAAGCAGAGUAUCUUAACCUUCCUCAGUUUGAGAAGCUUCAGGCUGUAUCUAAAGACACUGCUUUAACCACAAGGCUAUAAGCAAGUAUGUAUGUCAGGUAACAACGUUGUAUUUCUCCUACUGAGGCUUGGCUAUUGAGCAGACAACAAUCCAAGGGCUGUAAGAGCUCUUCUGGAAGAUUAUAAACUCCUGGAAUUACAAUAAUGGUUGCUUAAUUUUGGUUUGUUGAAUUAAAAAAGCUAGUUUUAGCUUCAACUUCAGAGCUGAGUAUUGAGUACAGGAUUAGCACCUGCUGUUCCUGUCUUCUUCAUUUUGUCCAUACGUGCUUCCUUGGCAUAAUGUUGCAUUCAAUCAGUAUUUCCUUUGUUCUGCAAAACUGGAAAGCUGCAGGAAACUCUUUCCCGGUUCUUUCAGUGUCUCCUUCCACUUAGAUGUAUCAUUUUCCAAGGUUUGGAGGCUGAUGUCCUGCAACUUAUGUCAGCAAUGUUGGAUGCCAUGGACAGAGAAGCAGUGUGUGUCGGAAAAAAAUCCCUACUAAGACUGUAAAUAAUUCAAGUGGAAUUUAGAAGCUCCAUCUGGGCACGACCCUCCGUUCAUUGUACCACAGCUCUGGUGAAGACAGAAGAGGGACAGAAGUUAGAAAGAAUGCAUUAUAUCUAAAAAUCAGAAAUGUAACAUUUGAAAUGAUAUGAUUAUCUACACAGAAACAUCUCUUGAUGAUUGGAUUUGAAAUUAGAGGAUUAAUCUUAGAUUUUGACAGAAAGCAGAGGUAUGGCUCCACUCUGUCUAGAAACUUAUUCACAGAAUCUGUUGCAAAUUCUGCAGUUGUGGUUAAAGAAACAUAAAACAAUCUCUAUUCAGUUGGCCUGGCUCUGGAUAUGUACAUGCAGAACUUGGAUUAAGUGUAUUUUGUAGACAUUCGCAAGCAAAACUGUAGAGUGAUGGUGAAAUCAGUGCACAGAUUAAUUUUAUGUUAAAUCACUGAUUUUUUUAAUACAAAGACAUCUCAUCAUGGAUGAAAAAUCAAAACACACAAUUAAAUGGUCUUUGUCUCUGCUGGGUAUGGAAGGGAAAGAAGAGUACUGGCCUCUACGUAUUAAUUUUACGGGCAAGAAAUACAUGCUGACAUUGUUUGAACCUACAUUUUUCUUCUCUUUCCCUUGGGAGCUUUUGUGGUGCCUGUGACAGCUAGCAGCAUUCCAUAAAAAAACAUCAGGAUAACAGCAAGUGAGAUCUUACAUCCUGCUUUCAAGAUUGCAAGACCUUUAGAUAUGAAGUUAAAGGAAAAGAAUGCCUUCCCAGCUGGCAGUAGGAUUCAGGUUCAUUCCCUCUACAGACUUGCAGCAAUUAUAGGUGAGAUUCUCAGGCACUUAUCAAAAGCAGUUGGUACCAUUGCACACCACUCAUCUGUGAUUCAGUGACCUACAGAAAAUGGCCUGGAUGGUUUUGGUGAAAGUUUACAUGAGCAUCACCUAGGAAAAUUCUUCACGGGAAGCUACUAUGGUCACUACAAUAAGUUACUGAUAAGAAUCUUUAACAAUCUAACAAUAAAUCUAAUAAUUGUAUCAGAGUGAUCUUCUCUAGAGCCUGUCCAGAUAGCCAGCACCUCUGCUGCUUCAUUCUCCAAAAGCUCUGGCUGACAGUUCAGAACCACUGAAGUCAGCUGAUGGUUCUCCUAAGUACACAUCAGGUGAAGUCAUGUGCUGGUUUAUAUCUGACCCAGGGGUUCUGUGGCAGAAGCAGAGGCAGCUGAGGACAGUAAGCACGCUAAUGACUGUGACUCAAAACCACUUCUGAAACUGAAAUUUCCCCUUCGUAUCACUCUUCUUAAAAGCAAGUAAGUGAACGUUCUUGGCCAUCAGCAAAAACGGGAUCCCUAACACAUUAUUUACCUGUGUGUACUGCAGUGCAUUUUUUGUUGGGGGCAUGGAAAGGAUGAGCGACAAUUUCUUUGUGACUCUCCAGGGGACAGCUAACUCCUUUCUGGCUCAUAUAUAUUACAAAGGUCACAGUCUCAGUCCCCCUACCUCUUUGCAGUAAUGAAGAAGACUUACAAUAUUAUAUAGUUUGCUACUUAGAAUGCAGCCUUUCAACAGUGCCUGCUAGGUAAAAAAAAUAAAAAAAUUAAAAAAAUAGGGGAGUAGAAAAGACAAUUACUUUCUAUUACUAGGGAUAAUUCCUCUCAGAUGCAGUUAAAGUCUCUUAACAGAGCUUUGGUACUCUGUUAAGAGUUAGGUUCUGUGGGACUGUGUCAAAGUUUAUGAGACUUGAUUGUACUGUACUAAUCUAUUAGUAAUUCCUAUUUAGCAGUCUGUUAAAAAUGGCUUGGACUUUCGUUUGGUGUUUGAAAUGUGAGUAUCAGAUUGUUUUCUAUUGACAUACUUGUUCAUUUCCUCAGUCUGUGCCCCUUACACAAUAGCAAUAAGCAUAAAAGAUUUUAGUUCAAGACCUAAAUUCUGCAUAGAAUUCUGUUCUUGCACGUUAAAGGAGCAGUGUGUCUAAAUCAUAACAAUUAAUGGUAUUUACCUCCUUUAAAUUACCCGCUUAAAGCCCAACUCUUUUUGCUUUCUGAAACAGGCAUACCUUGUAGCUGUUUGGUGGCCAUCAGAGGGUUUGGUUCCACCAGGAUUUACACUUUGCGGUUUUUAAGCAGACUGUGCUGGAGGUCACCAAAAACCUUACACUGAGUUGUCAGUCAGUAAAUCAUUUCAAUGAAUGUUGUUUAAAAAAGAGAGACAGAUGGCUGCAAUCUUAAUUAACUGUGGUGUGUUGUUUUUUCUACCUACAGUACAGAAACAACUACUUUGGUGCUAAUAAUUCACUCUACUCUACAUCAUGCUCAGUAAAAAAGACUUGCCUUGUUUUGGAGAGGUUUUUGCCUGAGAGAGAGAGAGAGGGAGAGAGAGACAGAUGACAUAAUGCAUGGAAAAUCCAGAGUAGGAAUAAAUUAAUAAAUGGAUUAAUCAAUGAGAUACAUAAAUUAUGCUAUGUACCUCAUUGUAUAGCUUAACAAUUUACGGUUCAGCAAAUGUAGUUUUUUAUAUCUUGCAGUAGUUACAUCUUAAGAUGUAUAGCAGUAGGGUUACUUUUCAUGUCUUGGGAACUCAUGUCUCUUUGGGACCCAUAUUUUGAGCAAUCAGACAAUCAGGUGAUACCUCGUAGACUUCAAAGAAAGCAAUCUGGGAUUUAUCCUAAUGUCAUUUUUAGCAUGCCAGUAGUCGUUCAUACUACAACUGUUAAAAAGUUGUUGUACAACUUAUUGCUCAGACAGUCAAUAGCAGAAUUAAUCUUAAUAUUUUAAUUUUUUUCAUGCAGAUUCACAAUGUUACAUCAACAGCUAAUAACUGUCUUUGGUAUAUUACUAGCUGGAGAUCUAUGUGCAUCUAAAAGCUGCUAUUCAGAAGACCGUGUGUCCAUGUAUAAUUCCUGCAACCUCACAAGUGUUCCACCUGUGCCAAAGGACACCGCAAAGCUUUUUCUAACUUACAACUAUAUCAGACAAGUGACUGCAACUUCAUUUCCACUGCUGGAGGAUUUGUUUUUGUUGGAAAUUGGAACACAACAUGUCUUUCCCCUUUACAUAGGAAAAGAAGCUUUCAGGAACCUGCCAAACCUUCGUGUCUUGGACCUGGGGUUCAAUAACAUUCUUCUGCUGAAUCUCGAUUCUUUUGCGGGUUUGCAACGUUUGACCAUUCUCCGUCUGUUUCAGAACAACCUUGGAGAUUCCAUCCUGGAGCAGCGUUACUUUCAAGAUCUGAGCUCAUUAGAAGAAUUGGAUCUUUCAGGAAACCAAAUCACAAAACUUCAUCCACACCCCUUAUUUUAUAAUCUAACCAUCUUGAAAGCUGUGGACCUGAAAUUCAACAAGAUAUCCAACCUGUGUGAAAGUGAUCUUACCAGCUUCCAAGGAAAACACUUCUCAUUUUUCAGCCUCAGUUCUAACACUUUGUAUAAGACGGAUAAAAUGGUCUGGGCCAAAUGCCCAAAUCCUUUCAGAAAUAUUACAUUUAACUCACUGGACAUUAGUGAGAAUGGCUGGAGCACAGAGACAGUCCAGUAUUUCUGCACAGCUAUUAAGGGGACUCGAAUCAAUUAUUUAUCAUUUCGCUUUCAUACAAUGGGCUCAGGAUUUGGCUUUAAGAACUUAAAAAAUCCAGAUAAGGAUACAUUUACAGGACUAGCAAGAAGCGAUCUUCGUUUGCUUGAUAUUUCCAAUGGAUUCAUUUUCUCUCUCAAUUCUUUAAUCUUUCAAAGCCUUGGUAAUCUGGAAUUUCUAAACCUUUUCAGAAACAAGGUAAAUCAAAUCCAAAAGCAAGCAUUUUUUGGCUUGGAAAACCUAAAAAUUCUCAAUCUCUCAAGUAACCUUUUAGGUGAGUUGUACGAUUAUACUUUUGAGGGGCUACACAGUAUAAUGUAUAUUGAUUUACAGCAAAAUCAUAUUGGGAUGAUUGGUCAAAAAUCUUUCAGUAACUUGGUAAGUCUGAAAAUAAUUGAUCUCCGAGAUAAUGCCUUAAAAAAACUCCCUUCCUUUCCACAUCUGACUACUGCCUUUAUAGGUGACAAUAAGCUGACGUCUGUAGCUCACACAGCAAUAGCAGCAACACAUAUUGAAUUAGAGAGAAAUUGGCUCGCAAAUCUGGGUGACCUGUAUGUUCUUUUCCAAGUUCCAGAUAUGCAGUAUCUCUCCUUAAAGCAGAAUCGCAUCUCUUACUGUGAAAAACGUGUUAAUGCUAUAGAAAAUAACCAGUUGAUUUAUAUGGAUCUAGGAGAAAACAUGUUACAGCUUGUGUGGGAGAGAGGUUUAUGUUUGGAUGUGUUCAGGACACUGUCUAAACUUCAGAUUCUAUUCCUGAACAACAACUACCUUAGUGCUCUUCCACAGGAGAUUUUUAGUGGUCUAACAUCUCUAAAAAUACUUAAUCUAGCCUCUAACCUAUUGUCUCACCUCUCUCUUGGGGUUUUUCCACGAAGCCUCAUAAACCUGAACUUGUCUGGAAACCAGCUUUUUUCCCCUAAGCCUGAAGUCUUUAUGACUUUGAGUAUUCUGGAUAUAACACAUAACAAGUAUGUCUGUGACUGUGCUUUAAAAAGCCUACUAGUGAGGCUAAAUGAAACCAAUGUAACCCUAGCUGGCUCAGAGUCUGACAGGUACUGUGUAUACCCACCUGCAUUAGCAGGGGUACCACUGUCACUUCUGACAUAUGAUGAUUGUGAUGAAGAUGAACUCCAGCAGACACUCAGGUUCUCAGUAUUCGUUUUCAUUUCUGUCACCCUUCUGAUGUUUCUGAUGUCAGCCAUUAUUUUUACUCGCUGCCGGGGGAUUUGUUUUAUCUGGUAUAAGACCAUCACCAAAACUUUGAUAGGAAGCCAUCCACCAGCAGCAGAUACAAGUGAAUACAUGUAUGAUGCGUAUUUGUGCUACAGCAAAAAUGAUUUCGAAUGGGUCCAGAAUUCUUUGCUGAAGCACUUGGAUUCACAGUAUUUUGAUAAGAACAGAUUUACUUUGUGCUUUGAGGAACGAGAUUUCUUGCCUGGGGAAGAACAUAUCAACAAUAUUCGUGAUGCUAUUUGGAAGAGCAGGAAAACAAUUUGUGUUGUUACCAGGCAUUUUCUCAAAGAUGGGUGGUGUGUAGAAGCCUUUAAUUUUGCCCAGAGCAGAUACUUCAGUGAUUUGAAAGAGGUUCUCAUUAUGGUAGUAGUUGGGUCACUUUCUCAAUAUCAACUGAUGAAACAUAAGCCAAUUCGAAUUUUUUUACAAAGAAGUCGAUAUCUGCGUUGGCCUGAAGAUUAUCAAGAUAUAGACUGGUUUUUAGAUAACCUUUCUUCCCAAAUUCUGAAGGAAAAAAAAGUGCAAAGGAACGUCAGUGGUAUAGAGCUGCAAACUGUAGCGACAGUCUCACGCUGACAGUUGAUGGGCCUCUAGCUUUCCCAAUACUUUCUAUUUUAGCUGUGCUAUGGGAGGACAAAACAGAUCUGCUUUAUCCUUUCCUGAAAAAGCAGGUAGAGAGAUUCAUUUUAAAUCCUACUAAACUUGGAAACAACUUGAGAGCUAAGAAAGUGCAAUUAUUUUAUGGACAGUGGCACUUAUUUUCAGAAGAAUUAAAUGAAUCGCAAAUGCCUCACAUUUUGGAUGCUCAGCUUCAAACAACUUACUAUUGAUUUUCAGAGUGUUAAAUACUUCCAGGUCUCUGUUUCAGUGACAGGAAGAUGCCCAUUUUUGUUUUGUUUUUUGUUCUUUUCAAAAAGAGACCACUGUACGGUGUGGGAGUGCCUUACAACUUUAUGUUUUAAAAUGGUGCUAUGUAGAUUUUGUUUUCUACUCAGCUAGGCUCAGAUUCUCAACUGCAACACACAGCCUUUGAACUUCAUUCAUUUCUUUUCCCCUUUUCAAUUCUUCUGCUUGGUGGUGAAGCCACAGUUACUGGGAUGCUUCAUUUGCUGCUGUUCCAAUUGGCCAUUUUCUCAGCUGCCUCCCACUGUGCAGAGAGAAGCAGGUAUCCCCUUCAGAUCUGAAGCAAGCCUGAAAACC
This is a messenger RNA of Lagopus muta (rock ptarmigan), 6865 nucleotides long. It is a transcript of the gene TLR5, whose product is annotated as toll like receptor 5. The transcript is spliced from 2 exons. Gene Ontology annotation, biological process: immune response; toll-like receptor signaling pathway; inflammatory response. The coding region runs from base 3659 to 6241 and encodes 860 amino acids. Gene Ontology annotation, molecular function: transmembrane signaling receptor activity; protein binding. Lineage: Eukaryota; Metazoa; Chordata; Aves; Galliformes; Phasianidae. The record is from RefSeq and is a predicted model, not a curated record. Gene Ontology annotation, cellular component: extracellular matrix; membrane.